Messenger RNA from Rhagoletis zephyria (snowberry fruit fly), 525 nucleotides. RefSeq names its product protein gooseberry-like. Gene Ontology annotation, biological process: anatomical structure development; regulation of transcription by RNA polymerase II. Gene Ontology annotation, molecular function: DNA-binding transcription factor activity, RNA polymerase II-specific; RNA polymerase II cis-regulatory region sequence-specific DNA binding. NCBI's taxonomy places the organism in Eukaryota, Metazoa, Arthropoda, Insecta, Diptera, Tephritidae. The record is from RefSeq and is a predicted model, not a curated record.
GCCAGGGGCGAGUGAACCAGCUCGGCGGCGUCUUCAUCAACGGCCGACCACUGCCGAACCACAUUCGCCUGAAGAUCGUGGAGCUGGCCGCCGCCGGCGUCCGCCCCUGCGUCAUCAGUCGCCAACUGCGCGUCAGCCACGGCUGCGUCUCCAAGAUUCUCAACCGGUACCAGGAAACGGGCUCCAUCCGCCCUGGCGUCAUCGGCGGCAGCAAGCCCCGUGUGGCCACCCCGGACAUCGAGAAGCGCAUCGAAGACUACCGCAAGGAGAAUCCAGGUAUCUUUUCCUGGGAGAUUCGCGACCGCCUCAUCAAGGAGGGUCUCUGCGACCGCACCACCGCCCCCUCCGUCAGCUCCAUCAGCCGCCUGCUCAGGGGACCGAAUGGAUCGAUGAGGGGUGACGGCGGAAUGGACGGUCAUGGCCCGGGAGGAGGAAUGGGCGGAGGCGGAGGUGGCGGUGGUGGCGGACACAAAGGACAGCACAAGCACUCCAUCGAGGGCAUCCUCGCCGGGGACAAGAGUGACC